Messenger RNA from Astyanax mexicanus (Mexican tetra), 2222 nucleotides. It is a transcript of the gene bcl6ab, whose product is annotated as BCL6A transcription repressor b. Gene Ontology annotation, molecular function: protein binding; DNA-binding transcription factor activity, RNA polymerase II-specific; RNA polymerase II cis-regulatory region sequence-specific DNA binding. The record is from RefSeq and is a predicted model, not a curated record. Lineage: Eukaryota; Metazoa; Chordata; Actinopteri; Characiformes; Acestrorhamphidae. The transcript is spliced from 9 exons. Bases 118 to 1806 code for a protein of 562 amino acids. Gene Ontology annotation, cellular component: nucleus. Gene Ontology annotation, biological process: regulation of transcription by RNA polymerase II.
UUUGCGCCGCUGGUGGAAUUCCGAGAACUGAGAGCUGAAUGUUCGCAGAAGUCUGUUUCCAAGAAGCGAGUCCAGACGGCUCUUCCAGGAAAAUAACGCACACCAGAGUUUGCUAGCAUGAAUAGCGCAGCAGACGGCUGCAUCCAGUUCACUCGCCAUGCGGGGGACGUGCUCUUCAACUUCAACCGCCUGCGGAGCCGCAACAUCCUCACUGACGUCACUAUUGUGGUCGGAGGGCAGCAGUUUCACGCCCACAAAACAGUGCUUAUGGCCUGCAGUGGAUACUUCUAUACCUUAUUCGUCAACACUCAAAAAAGUGACCCUAUGGUCAUAAGUUUGGACACAACGGUGGACCCCAAUGGCUUUGCUAUACUCCUGGAGUUUAUGUACACCUCCUGCCUGACCCUUAAAGAGCGCUACAUCCUGGCCACCCUCAGCACAGCCAUAUAUCUACAAAUGGAGCACAUGGUGGAAACCUGCCAGAAGUUCAUGGAAUCCAGGGGUUUGAGUGUGAAGCAGCCUAGAGAGGAAGUACAAGCCAGCCACACAAGUUUACCUCAGGAUGUCUCCUUUAGCUUCAGUAAUGUUACAAGGAGCAGUGGGAGGUCCCUCGGGCCUCCAGUCGUUCACUAUGCAGUCAGCACCUCCACCAGCAGCCCCACGCGUUUCUACGGCCACCUCCCUGUUCCAGGGGCGGCCACCUCCAGCGUUAAACCUCUGGCCUGGCAGGUUCCCUGCAACAGCGUCAUCACCCAGGGUCAGCGCUCUCCUCCAGUAGGAGAAGCCUCCCAUAAAGUAAACAGCUCCAGCAUCUCUCAAAUCUACCACCCCGUCCGUCCAUCUGUGGUCCUCCAGCUGGGCCAGGAUCAGGGCAACAACGCUAGCUCCGCCGGUAUGAAGGUGGAGGCGGAAGACAUGGAGAACUUUGGCCAUUCUCAGAUUAUCGGACCUCACAGCCCACUGAGGUCGGACUGCCAGCCCAAUUCUCCAGCCGAGUCCAGCGGCUGCAGCAGGGAGGCGGCUUCCUCCCAGAGAGCUUCAGCCAAUGAGGCGAAGGUCCACAACUGGAAGAAGUACAAGUUCAUCGUGCUAAACUCCGCCGACGGCUCAGAGAAUCUCUCUCAAACCGGCACAGAGUCCACGACCAAGAGUACCGAACACACAAGCAUCAGCUACUUGAAUAGUAACAGCAGAUCUGUGGAGGAUUUUGGUCAAAGAGCAAGUGAUGCCAUGCCUUUGUCAACAUCUACCCACAUUCAGAGGGAUGAGAGCAACUCGAACAGCUCUGAGAUGAGCCAUGGGAACAGCAGUGUGGUCUGCAGUGACUGUCAUUCCAGAGUUGAGAUGAACUCAGAGAAUCAUUGGCACCUUCAGGAGGGCAAGCCAUACAAGUGCGACCGCUGCCAGUCUUUAAAUAGCCCCAAGGCUGUCCAUCCAGUGGAAAAGCCGUACCGAUGCAAUGUUUGUGGAGCUCAGUUCAACAGACCUGCGAACCUAAAGACUCACCUGAGGAUCCACUCUGGGGAAAAGCCAUACAAGUGUGAAACGUGCAGCUCGUGCUUCGUCCAGGUGGCUCACCUGAGGGCCCAUGUGCUAAUUCACACCGGAGAGAAGCCAUAUUCCUGUGACGUCUGCGGCACCCGCUUCCGCCACCUGCAGACACUAAAGAGUCACCUGCGCAUACACACCGGCGAGAAGCCCUAUCACUGUGAGAAAUGUGACUUACGCUUCCGCCACAAAAGCCAGUUAAGACUGCACCUUCGGCAGAAACACGGAGCCGUGACCAACAGCAAGGUCCAGCACUGACCAGCUCAGCAGCAGCCGGCUGAAACAAACAUGAACUCAGAGACUGAACCAAAAUGCACAAUAAUAGCAGAGGUACCCCGACACAGUGCGGGACUGAAGCUGCUCUCUCCAUCACUGGGUACUACCACACGUGGUACGCUGAGGCAGCGGACGUCAGGCACGACUCGGGACCAGACCUCCCUUCAGUGUUAGAUUGUUACAGAUUUAAUGCGCUUCUGUACAUUUUUAUAAUGUAAAACCGACCAUAAACAUCAAUUAAUACAGAGCUGUGUAUUAUAGGAAGUGGUGAUGUUUAUAUUAUAGAUGAUUAUUUUGUGAAUGUGAAAUCAGAUACUGUUUAUUUUUGCACUUGCUGAGUAUGGUACAUGUUAGAGGGUACUCUUUAAAAAAAUUAAAUAAAAAAAGCUUUAUUUAUA